Scleropages formosus (Asian bonytongue) is the source of this 1907-nucleotide messenger RNA. RefSeq names its product C->U-editing enzyme APOBEC-2-like. Gene Ontology annotation, biological process: cytidine to uridine editing. Gene Ontology annotation, cellular component: cytoplasm; nucleus. The record is from RefSeq and is a predicted model, not a curated record. Lineage: Eukaryota; Metazoa; Chordata; Actinopteri; Osteoglossiformes; Osteoglossidae. The coding region runs from base 157 to 870 and encodes 237 amino acids. The transcript has 2 exons. Gene Ontology annotation, molecular function: RNA binding; cytidine deaminase activity.
GGUCAGCUGCCGCUGCUGAUCACUCUGCCGCUCCCCUGCUGCCCCCACGCCCCGCACUCUUGCUGGCCCCUCCAUCCCGGCUCCGCUCCCAGCGGCACACGGGAACCCUCGCCCCUUCACAAGCAGACACUCUCCGGAAAGUUCCAGAGCUGCGCCAUGGCCGAGGAGGAGAGCAAAAGCACUGUGGAAGAUGGAGGUGUAAGGAAGGAGAAGUCGGAGGAGGGAAAGGCGCCGGCGGAGGGCAACGGGGACCCCCUGCAGGGUGCUGCGGCAGGCAAGGAGAACGGAGAGCUGCAGGUGGACGCCGAGCUGUUGCCCUUCGAGAUCGUCAGAGGGGACAGGUUGGCAUCCUUCCUCUUCAAAUUCCAGUUCAAGAAUGUGGAGUACUCAUCGGGGCGCAACAAAACCCUCCUGUGCUUCCUGGUGGACUCCCAGAAGGGUUACCUGGAGGAUGAGCUCCAGAGGGGCUACCUGGAAGACGAGCACCUGGGCGCCCACGCCGAGGAGGCCUUCUUCCAGCAGGUGCUGCCCGAAUACGACCCCGGCCGGCGCUACCAGGUCACCUGGUACGUGUCGUCCAGCCCGUGCGCCGCCUGCGCCGCCAAGCUCGCCGAGAUCCUGCGGGCCCGUCCCACGCUGCGCCUCACCAUCUUCUCGGCCCGCCUCUUCAUGUGGGAGGAGCCCGAGAUCCAGGAGGGACUCAAGGCCCUGGCGGCCGCCGGCUGCAAGCUACGCGUGAUGAAGCCCGUGGACUUCUCCUACACCUGGGACACCUUCGUGGAGAACGAGGACCAGACCUUCAGCCCCUGGGAGGACUGUCAGGAGAAUUACGAGUACUACCAGGAGAAGCUCGCCGGCAUCCUGCAGUAGAAACCUCGAUUUUAAACCUCGAUUUCAAACCGCUGCGGUCCGUGGCGCGGUGCAUGUUUGGGAUCGCAGUAAACAGCUAGUUCGUAGUAAAACACAUGAGGAGAAGGUCGAUAGAGGGAGGGACAAGGAAGCAGAACAUAAAUAUAUGGAAGUGACUAUAAGAGUGAAUAUCACUACUGGCAAUGUGAAGAGAUAUGAAGCAAUAGGUUUACACAGUACAAUAACAAUAGCAAUAAUAAUAAGAAUACUAACAAUAAAAUUAAAUAGUUAAGAGUGGACAGGUAGAGUAGAUGUAGCGGCACAAUUCUUCUUAAGAUGAAAGGCAGCUAUCCCUGCAGCCCUCAAACUCCCAGAGCAAACGUUGCCAUGUUGCCAUGGAGACGAGGCUGCAGUCCCCGGUUAGUCCAACGCAAUGUCAAUGUGUACAGUAAACCCCAUUGACAGCUGUAACCGAUGUUUACUUUAACCUCUUGCAUCAUGACUUAGGACUGAAAUGAAUAUUUUCUUUUUCUACUUUUUUAAAAGGAAAACACAGCCAAGACCUGAAAAAGAAAGGCAUUAAGAUUUGUUAAAUCUGUUAAAUGCAAGAUCUGACGCAUAACCAUAGCAAAGUGAUGUAAAAUAAUAAUGUACUAAAGGGGAUUUGUCCAUAAUUUGAUUACUGUUGACACUCAAAACACUACUGGGCUAAAAACAGCCCAGUUUGGUUUAUUUUGUACAUGGGUAAAUACUGCAUUAAACACUGUGUUCUCACCCAGUUUGGUUUAAAUUGGUCAUUUUGAGUUUUGCAGAAUGUGGUGCAUUUAUUUUUAUUCAUUUUUCACGGCCCUCUGGUGAAAAGAGGAAAUGGAGGUGGGGUUUGAGUUCAACCGCAGACACCAUCCUCUAAUUUUAUUCAUAUAACUGAUGCUUUUCUCCAAAGCAACUCACAGUGAUUUACCCCUUUAUACAUCUGGGUAAGCGCCUUACUCCACGGAGGUGAGAUUUGAACCUCCAGAGGUAGCAGUGCUAACCAUUAUGCCCCCUAUUGUCUCUGC